AUGGCGUGCGACUGCGGAAACGGAGACGGUGCCACCACCGCUUUAAGAAGCCAUGGCCACCGCCACGAAGACCCCAUAAUCGAAGAAGCAGGAGAUCCAAGCAAGGGUGUAGACUCAAUCAGCUCUCUGCCUGAUGAGAUCCUCCACAUUAUCCUCUCGUCUCUUUCGACCAAAUUCGCCAUCAGAACUUCCAUCUUGUCCAAACGAUGGAGGCAUGUAUGGCCCGAUACACCUUCCCUCUCCUUCGAUUGGCGUACGUGUAUACACAAACCGAAAGCUGAUUCGAUAAACAAAACCCUAGAUCGCUACACGGCUCGCAAGAUGAUUAGUUUCCGGCUCUGUGCCAGCAUGAAAGACUAUAUGCCUCACAUUGACAGAUGGAUCGAGUUCGCCAUGUCCCGAGACGUGGAGAAUAUGUCGCUGAAUUUGGAUAAUGGUGGUGACGAUAAGUAUCAUGUUCCUGAUUUCUUCUACACCAAUAACUCUGUGAAGCAACUCAGUGUUGACCUAGGGUAUUAUGGUUUGAGGAUUCCCAGUAGUUCCGUGUCUUGGACAUCUCUGAAGAAGCUGUCCUUGCGUAAUUGCAAGCUCUCUCGUGAAUGCAUUGAUAAGAUUUUAUCUGGCUGUCCGAUUCUCGAGAGCUUAAAGCUGUAUUUCUGCAAUGAACUUAGGGUUCUUGAUGUCAGGAAAUCGCAGAGUCUGAGAACAUUAGAAAUCGACCGCAGCUAUUGGGCCCCGAGUCCAACGCAGAUUGUUGCGCCGCAAAUCCAUUGCCUCAGAUUGAGCAACUCUCAGUUACCAUGUACUUUUGUUGAUGUCUCGUCCUUAACCGAAGCUAGUCUACAUAUAUGCUUUUCCUCAACUAAAAAACUUACAGCUGACUUUCUGCUAGACAUGUUUCUAAAGAUGCUAGACAAGUUGCAGAACGUAGAUAAGCUGACUUUCGGGGCAAGCUUUCUUCUACAUCAAUAA
This is a messenger RNA of Thlaspi arvense, 972 nucleotides long. NCBI's taxonomy places the organism in Eukaryota, Viridiplantae, Streptophyta, Magnoliopsida, Brassicales, Brassicaceae. The record is from the annotation of a GenBank genome assembly.